Molecule: messenger RNA, 444 nt
Organism: Aspergillus tanneri
Lineage: Eukaryota; Fungi; Ascomycota; Eurotiomycetes; Eurotiales; Aspergillaceae
Exons: 3
Coding region: 1-444 (147 amino acids)
Source: RefSeq, a predicted model, not a curated record
AUGAAAUACGCGAACCUGGUACUCUCCUUGGCCAGCAUGUCGUGGGCAGCCGCCUGCGGUAGCCUAACCCUCACAAGCCAAUUGGACAUUGAUACACAGGCCUCCUGUUCCACUGUCAACGGCGACGUCAAGAUCUCCUCCGAGUAUGUGGGCACAUUGAAUCUUGCGGGAGUGGAAACCGUUACUGGGGCUGUGAAUGGCGCUGGUCUCCAUUCUCUUUCGUCUAUUAAUUUCCCGGACUUGAAACUCGUUGCGGGUAGUAUCAACCUAACUGGCAGUUUUAACGAUCUCUCUAUACCUUCGUUGGAGAACGUUAACGGCGGCUUUAAGGUUAUUAGCACUAAAAACAUUACCUGCGCUACCUGGACCAAGAUGGAAGAUUAUAAAAGAAUUCGUGGUAAAUAUGAAUGCAGAGCGCUUGCGCCUCAGGAAUCGAUGCAUUAG